GACCGCUCUCCGCCGCUCUCCCUGCGCUCCGCCGCGCCCGCGCCGGGGACACCGAGGACCCGGCUCCACCGCGCCGCCGGCCCAGGGGCACUUCGCAGCCCGCCGCCUCCCGCCCGUCCGAGCGCCGCGGCCACCUGCUCACUCCCUCCGAUGGAGCUGGACCACAUGAAGAGCGGCGGCCUCCACGCCUACCCCGGGCCGCGGGGCGGGCCGGCCGCCAAGCCCAACGUGAUCCUGCAGAUCGGUAAGUGCCGCGCCGAGAUGCUGGAGCACGUGCGGAGGACCCACCGGCACCUGCUGACCGAGGUGUCCAAGCAGGUGGAGCGGGAGCUGAAGGGGCUGCACAGGUCGGUGGGUAAGCUGGAGAGCAACCUGGACGGCUACGUGCCCACCGGCGACUCGCAGCGCUGGAAGAAGUCCAUCAAGGCCUGCCUGUGCCGCUGCCAGGAGACCAUCGCCAACCUGGAGCGCUGGGUCAAGCGCGAGAUGCACGUGUGGCGGGAGGUCUUCUACCGGCUGGAGAGGUGGGCCGACCGCCUGGAGUCCAUGGGCGGCAAGUACCCCGUGGGCGGCGAGCCGGCCCGCCACACCGUGUCCGUGGGCGUCGGGGGUCCCGAGAGCUACUGCCACGACGCCGAUGGGUACGACUACACGGUCAGCCCCUACGCCAUCACCCCGCCCCCCGCCGCCGGCGAGCUGCCCGGGCAGGAGCCCGCCGAGGCCCAGCAGUACCCGCCCUGGGCGCCCGGCGAGGACGGGCAGCCCGGGCCCGGCGUGGACACGCAGAUCUUCGAGGACCCGAGGGAGUUCCUCAGCCACCUGGAGGAGUACCUGCGGCAGGUGGGCGGCUCCGAGGAGUACUGGCUGUCCCAAAUCCAGAACCACAUGAACGGGCCGGCCAAGAAGUGGUGGGAGUUCAAGCAGGGCUCCGUGAAGAACUGGGUGGAGUUCAAGAAGGAAUUCCUGCAGUACAGCGAGGGCACGCUGUCCCGCGAGGCCAUCCAGCGCGAGCUGGACCUGCCGCAGAAACAGGGGGAGCCGCUGGACCAGUUCCUGUGGCGCAAGCGGGACCUGUACCAGACGCUGUACGUGGACGCCGAGGAGGAGGAGAUCAUCCAGUACGUGGUGGGCACCCUGCAGCCCAAGCUGAAGCGCUUCCUGCGGCACCCGCUGCCCAAGACCCUGGAGCAGCUCAUCCAGAGGGGCAAGGAGGUGCAGGAUGGCCUGGAGCAGGCCUCCGAGCCCGCCGGCCCCCAGCUGCCCGCCGAGGAGGAGGCCGAGGCCCUCACGCCGGCCCUCACCAGCGAGUCUGUGGCCAGCGACCGGACCCAGCCCGAAUAGAGGGCGGCCCAGGCCGCAGCCCGCCCGCCACCCCCCGCCCGUGGCCUUUGCCAACCAGGACUGUCCGAGCCGGGCCGAGCCCCGUGCGGGGGAGCUCUCGUCCCCCGCCCGCUGGGCACCCCACCUCCGCCUCCCGGCCGGACUCGCACAAACACGCGUCAUCCAGACGUGGACACUCUCCCCCCACCCCCCCC
Acinonyx jubatus (cheetah) is the source of this 1535-nucleotide messenger RNA. It is a transcript of the gene ARC, whose product is annotated as activity regulated cytoskeleton associated protein. Gene Ontology annotation, molecular function: mRNA binding. The record is from RefSeq and is a predicted model, not a curated record. Gene Ontology annotation, biological process: modulation of chemical synaptic transmission; positive regulation of AMPA receptor activity. Lineage: Eukaryota; Metazoa; Chordata; Mammalia; Carnivora; Felidae. The coding region runs from base 151 to 1341 and encodes 396 amino acids. The transcript has a single exon.